Callorhinus ursinus (northern fur seal) is the source of this 1442-nucleotide messenger RNA. RefSeq names its product mitochondrial inner membrane protein MPV17 (gene MPV17). Gene Ontology annotation, biological process: regulation of mitochondrial DNA metabolic process. NCBI's taxonomy places the organism in Eukaryota, Metazoa, Chordata, Mammalia, Carnivora, Otariidae. Gene Ontology annotation, cellular component: membrane; cytoplasm; mitochondrion. Gene Ontology annotation, molecular function: channel activity. The record is from RefSeq and is a predicted model, not a curated record.
CUCCUUUCCCGGCUCAAUUCGUCGCGUGCCUGGAGCGCCCAAAGCGAAUCAUGGCACUCUGGCGGGCAUACCAGCGAGUCCUGACCGUUCACCCGUGGAAAGUACAGGUCCUGACAGCUGGGUCCCUGAUGGGCCUGGGUGACACUAUCUCACAGCAGCUGGUGGAGAAGCGAGGUCUGCGGGGGCACCAGGCUGGCCGGACCCUGAUCAUGGUCUCCCUGGGCUGUGGCUUUGUGGGCCCUGUAGUAGGAGGCUGGUACAGGGUUUUGGACCGCCUCAUCCCCGGUACCACCAAGGUAGAUGCACUAAAGAAGAUGCUGUUGGAUCAGGGGGGCUUCGCCCCAUGUUUUCUGGGCUGUUUCCUCCCACUGGUAGGAGCACUCAAUGGCCUGUCAGCCCAAGACAACUGGGCCAAGCUACGGCGGGACUAUCCUGACGCCCUUGUCACCAACUACUACCUCUGGCCUGCUGUGCAGUUAGCCAACUUCUACCUGGUCCCCCUUCAUUACAGGUUGGCUGUUGUCCAGUGUGUCGCGGUCAUCUGGAACUCCUACCUGUCGUGGAAGGCCCACCGGCUCUAGGCUGGCCUCACCCCGGUGUCUGCGCGGGCGGUGCUGCAGCUUGACCCCAGCGCGGUCGCAUGGCCUCCCUGAAGUGGGCACAUCGCUUUUCCUGGGGUUCCGUGGCCACUCAGAACUUAAUGGGCUGAGCACCUGACUCCUUGUGAAUUCAUUACAACCUUUUUAAUGGUCUCAUCCCACCACAUGGUAGGCACUCCAUAAACACGUAUGGUCUCAUCCACUGUAGCUCACACCCGUAUCCCAGAGCGCCCUCGCCCCCACUCUUCACAGGUACAUCUGCUCUCUAACCUUCCCAGCCCAGCUGGAGCUCUGGCUCUUUGGGGGCCCCAAAGCCUUAUAUGGUGCCUCUGCAGAUCGGUUAUGUAUGUAUGUAGUGCGAAACCUGCUGAGGUGAUGUGGAGGGCCCAGCAGAAACCUGUGGGGCAGUCAGAAUUUCUAGAGCCGGAAAGAAGUCUAGAGACAACCAGUCCUGAUCUUCCUCUACGGAUGAGCACACUGGAGUCCACACAAGUGAGGUGACCUGUCCACACCACCGACCAGUGGCAGAGUGGAAACUGGAACCCACAUGCUAUAGAUAAAUGUUGGUGUCCCCACCAGAAUUCAUCUGUUGAAAAUCUAAUGCCCACGGUGAUGGCAUUAGGCGGUGGGGGCCUUCGGAGAUGAUUAGGUCAUGAGGGAUUCGUGCCCUUUUAAAACAGCCCCAGACAGAUCCCUCACCCCUCCCACCAUGUGGGGACACAACGAGAAGGUGCUGUCUAUGAAAGUUAGUGAGUGGCUUCUCACCCAGUACAUCUACCAGCGCCAUAGGCUUGGACCUCCCGGCUUCUAGAACUGUGAGAAAUAAAUGUUUGCUGUUUAUAA